ACAUUGUAACAAACCGGGGCAGAAGAGAGGCCCAUAGGGUCCUCGGGCCGACAGAUACUACACAUCAUUUUUGUUUUUUUCUUUCCUUCGGGGUGGAAAUAUAACGUUGCGCUUUGUCUAAACAUAGCGCAGAACACAACCACCUAUCCAGAGGGGAAAAAAACCUGAAGUCUCGGCUCUAUUUGUUCUUUUUGAAUGCAGGCAUUUUAAAGCAUCACCUAAAGAUUUUAUCUGCACUUAUGGGAUGCAUCUGCGCCGGGAUUUGUAAUUUUCAAUGAAUAAGGUCCUUGUCUUCCUUCGUCUGCCCCGUUUUAAUUUUUACAGAGCUUGACUGCAACGUUGAAUGCUCGCAUAGCCUUCUUGAUACACAAAACCCCCAUUUGUAGUCUAUGUCAAGACUAAUAUCCAUUGUUUACGAUGCUUAAAUGUUCGGACAUCACUAUAUCUUCGUGAAUAAACUGCUAUUUCCUUAUUGGUCUGGCCAUUUCGAUGGGCUGAAGUCGCUUUUGUCUGUCAUCUUGUAACCUUGUGGAAGUCUAAAGCUGAAAUAGGUUCAAAAUCCCCAAAGAAAAGAACCAUCCAAAUAAAGGAAGCACGAAUCGAGCGACAGCUUCGCCGGUUUAAAGGCUCUCUAUUUCUGCCCAAGGCUCAGUGUUUCCAUGGAGACAGUGUCAUCUCGUGGCCUGAAGCGCAGAUUCGAGGAGGUGGACAGCGGCUCGCCGUGUUCCACACCCAAAGAUUCGGAUGAUGACAUCUCUGGCAGUGACAGCGCUGAUAGCUGUGACAGUCUCAAUGCUCCCUCCAGCUCUCUCACACCCCCCUCCAUUCUCAGAAGACACAAAGCAUCUUUAGGUCGUAAGCAGGUACGCUUUGAUGCGGUGACAGUCUAUUACUUCUCCAGAAGGCAGGGCUUCACCAGUGUGCCCAGUCAGGGUGGCAGCUCCCUAGGCAUGGCACGCCAUCACUGUGCUAUACGACAUUACACCCUUGGCGAGUUUGCACGAGAACAAGAGAGCAGCCACAAGCAUGUGCUGCGUCAACACCUACGGCAAGAAAAGCUCAAUGCUCGCAAGUUGAAGCUGACACGGAAUGGAACUGUGGAUUGUCCCGAAGCAGAGUUGCUUACCCUAGAUGACAUAUCCGAUGAGGAUCUGGACGUUGAGAGUGUAGAAGUGGACGAUUGCUUCUUCUUGCAGCCUCUUCCGACCAAGAGACGUCGGGCACUACUGAGGGCCUCAGGUAUUGCCCGCAUAGAUGCCAGAGAAAAGGCUGAGCUGCGUGCCAUACGUUUGUCCCGGGAGGAGUGUGGUUGUGACUGCCGCUUCUACUGCGACCCUCGGCACUGCGGCUGCAGCCAAGCUGGAAUUAAGUGCCAGGUGGAUCGGAUGUCCUUCCCAUGUGGCUGCACCCGUGACGGUUGUGGUAAUACAGCUGGCCGCAUUGAGUUCAACCCUCUUCGUGUGCGUACCCACUAUCUUCACACUAUCAUGAAACUUGACCUGGAAAAGAGAAGCCUGUUGGGUGUAAGGUCUGGAGAGGAUUGUGGGGAAGAGACAGAAUUAGUCUCUUCUCCAUCUCUGUCUCUUUCUCCCUUGGACUCAGAUGUGGAGGUGGAAAGCCAAAGCAUUCAGGAGUUGCAAGAGGAGCAGUGCGACAGCCUGGCGCAUGAGAACGAAACAGCUGUGCUUCACCUACAAAGUGCAGAGGAACGGGAAAGGAGACUGGAACAAGAGGAGCAGCAGGUCGAGGAGGCGCAGACCACUGACCCAACCCUUUGCCUCCUGCAGAGUGCCCUCACCAGCCAAGCUGGGAUGGAGGGUAUGGAAGGUGUUGAGGGAGUCCUUCUAGAAGGGCCUUUUCCUGAAGGUACCACCCUGCUGUGUAUUACAGAGAACCAUGCGGAUGAACAGACCGAGCAGAGGCUGCUCAAAGACCCUGCUUCUGUUCUCUAUUAUCAGGUAGGUCAUGUAGAGACAGCAGCCUUUGAGACACUUCCUGCGCAAGUAGAGGAGGUGGUGAGUGAAGGUGGGGAUCCAGAUACGGAGAGUGAUCGGCAAAAACAAGAAACCUGCGGGCAGGAUUCAGCCAAGAGCUUGUCUGUCGAAGUACCUCCACCUCUCAAGGAUGGGGGAGAAGAACAUCUUUGUCCAGAACAGGCCUCAAAUGAAGGGGAAUGCCUCGAGACAUGCCUGGCACUGGAUGAAAAGGCAGUACAACUUCCUCCAGAAGUGUAGAGCCCAUCACCUCUGCAGAAGUUUUGCACAAGUUAGUCAUUAAAUUCAAAGAGAGCCUACUCCACACAGUGCGAUAUGUUACAAGACUGCAUAAUGUUAUUAAAUGUUAAAGAAACAAGUUACCUUCAUGGGUUUGUAUCCAAUUUAGCUGGAGAUAAGCAUGUACUGUGUUUGAAGUAGGUUGUCCGUGGUAAAAUAAGUUAUUAAAAAGAAAAAAAAAAAUGAAUAAUUUAUUUAAAAAAAUGAAAAAAGAAACUCAAGAAAAGCAGAGAUCCUGAUCUGACAACAAGUGUUUGUUUUUCCAGUAUGGUAUCAGUUUAUUACUUGAUACUAGUGGGAAAAAGUGGCCUUUAUGUUGAGGAGCAAGCAUUUUCAGGAUUAUCCAGCGCCUUUAUAUGGCCUUUGUACAGUUUCCGAUACUGUACCCCAACAACUAAUUGGCACUGUCAGGAGGGUAUAUGCUAAUGCUAUGUUCAUGUCUUGUUGGAAUUACCACAAUUAUGAGAUGACAACUCUUAGCUAUUCAUAUACUCAGUUUCUAUGACAAAGCUUAUUGCAAAAAAAAAAAAAAAAAAAAGUUUUUAUAAAAUGAAGUAGUUCCAACCUUGGAAUUACAAAAGUUUCCAAAGGCCUUGAAUGGUUUCUAAUACUCCGAAUCCUGUAAUUAUGGUAAUUAUUUCAGGGUGUGAAUGCAACAUUAGUAAUAUGCAUAUGGCUAAUGCUAACGCUAAGAGAAGGGGUUGCUAAUUUCAGAAGAGGGUGUUGUUUGUAGCAUCCUUCCUGUGAAUAGACCCAACAAUCCUGGAAAUACUUGGUUUUCAUGUACUGUACAAGUGUUUUGCUAAGAGCUAGCAUGAAGAUGAGUGAAAAAGCUGCUUGUUCUUUGUAUGCAUGUUGAAAACUUGAUUCGUUUGAACUUGCUGAGAGGGGAUCAGGAGGAUGAAUGAAUGUGCAAGCCAUUUGCACAGCAGAGCAGUUCUUUACUGUAGUCUUGACCUGACACCGUUUGAAGCUGUAGCCUACCGUCCCAGUUCGUGGACGUUUAUUUAUUUACCACCGCUUUGUAUUGUUAGGGCGAGGACAAUGUGUGUGAGUAUUGUCAUCUCACAAUCAUUUAGUUUUUUUUUUUGUUUUUUUGGGUGUUUUAAUUUUUCAGGAGUGAAUGAGAUCAUACACAUUUAUUGCACAUCAAGCCUUUAAAGAUUACAGAAGACAUUUUAUGGGUGAAUCUCAUGAAAACAUGUCCAGGUCUCAUUUCAAAAGGAAACAAAAUGCAUUAAAAAAUAGCAUUUUACAUAAUUUAAGUAAUAUAUUAGGAUCAUUACCAUUUUUUACAACAAUUUUACCACCAUCAAAGGCGUGUUCUUAACAUUUUGCGAGAUUGACCUGUAUAAGUUCAACCUUUAAAUCCAGUACUUAAAAUCCAAGGUGAUCUUAUACAUCAUGUAGGCCUUUAUGAACUGUAUGACAAGGCAAGGAAGACUUGAGGAGAUUAUAUAUUGUAAGUUUGACUUACACAUUGGCCUUUUUAGUUUAUCUCACUAGGCCACAGUUUUAACCAGUCCUGAUAUUUAAGCAACAUUACAAGUCAACAGUGCACCUAAUUUUUAACGUACAAACCUUCAUUUAAACCCUGUGAAGACCAUCUUUCUUGCCUCUGUAUCCUUACUGUUCUUCCCUGUUGCAUUUUUAUAGUCCAUCCCUCUCUCAUCCCUCUUGAUUUAGAAUAUGAAUAAUGUUGAAGAAAAUUUUACUUAGAUGCUUUGUUGAAGCUGUUUUAUUUCACUUCUGUUUAACGUUAAAGACAAAGUAAUAAUUUGAAUGGUUACAUGAAAAAAAAUGGUGUCUUCAAAUAGUUAAAUGAGUUCUGUGAUGUUGCUAAAUUAUUUAAACGUAAGGAACCCAAGAAAUUUGUCAUUUUGCAGUGUGUGUGUGUGUGUAUGUGUAUGAGUGUGUGUGUUUGCACGUGUGCCAGAAAGAUUCAUGCUGAUUUGUCAGAUGAGCCAAUGUUUGUGACUGCAGUAUGGGGUCAUUAUAUUUCAAAAGGUGCUCUUAUUUUAGUUUUUACAUAUUCAUAUUAACACUAUAUGUAGAGUCUAUGUAGAGAGAGAGAGAAAAAAGAAAUGUUAAAAAUCCACAGUGGUUGUAAAUGCAAAUGUUGCUGUUAUCUCUCUGCUUCAAGUUUACUCACCGUUACAACACCCUUUAGUCUUGAGUAAAGGAGAAGCUUCAUUAUGUGAUUACAUUAACUAAAAUGCAGCGUGUGAGGCUACUCAUGAAUUUGUUAGCAUGGUUGCGCCCUCAUAUGACUUGGCAUUGUAAAGCUCCAAGCAUUAAGUUUGAUUCAGACCUAAAUCUGCAAUAGUUAAGUGUUUUGCAAAUGACCAAUCAAACAAGAAGGAUUUUGUUGCGUUUUAUACUGUUACUGUGUUUAAAAAAUGUUUUCUUACUUUACUUUUUGCCUCAUUGUAUGUUAGCAUGUCUCUUCGUCUCAGUUUACGGAAUGAUCUUGAUGUAUUGGCUACGUGUUUUGUCUUUUUUUUUUUUUUUGUGAUGAACAAAUGGAAAAAUAUGCCACCUCCACACAUUCCUGCACUCAAACUAGUUUUGUCUGUAGCAGUGUCUGAGCUAGAAACUGACAUAUCCUUAAAAAUGGUGGUCUAAGGGCCUGACCAAAACGUGGAAGAGUCAGUCUUGUUUGUUGUUCAUUAUUUUGAUGUAUGAACAUCCACCAGUCCAGUGGUCUAAAAACUAUUGGCUUUAAAAGGAGGCCUGAAUGUCGCACAUGCUAAUGUACCUGUAGCUGAAACGCUAAGUAUCUUUUAGUCAGAUAUAUUUUUGUUUUCCAUGUCACCUCCUGUUUAAGUACUCAGAUUUGAGACCACUACAAUAACUGAAAACCAAUUUACAUUAUGAUUGUAUGCGUUUAUGUUUGUUUGUGUGUGUGUUAGAGGCUUUAUUAAUAAGGCUGAAUGGAGUUGAAUUCUGCGCUGUAAGAGUGACUUAUGCUAACUGUUGCCUACAGAGGAGACAAAACAUACAAAGUUUUAUAUGAAAAUGUGAGUGAAAUAAAAUCUAAAAUGAAUA
Messenger RNA from Sinocyclocheilus rhinocerous, 5321 nucleotides. Its product is annotated as cysteine/serine-rich nuclear protein 2-like. The transcript has 5 exons. The record is from RefSeq and is a predicted model, not a curated record. Gene Ontology annotation, cellular component: nucleus. NCBI's taxonomy places the organism in Eukaryota, Metazoa, Chordata, Actinopteri, Cypriniformes, Cyprinidae. Bases 660 to 2234 code for a protein of 524 amino acids. Gene Ontology annotation, molecular function: sequence-specific DNA binding; DNA-binding transcription factor activity, RNA polymerase II-specific. Gene Ontology annotation, biological process: regulation of transcription by RNA polymerase II.